Messenger RNA from Aphanomyces invadans, 1505 nucleotides. RefSeq lists its product as hypothetical. The transcript has 9 exons. Bases 1 to 1458 code for a protein of 485 amino acids. The record is from RefSeq and is a predicted model, not a curated record. Lineage: Eukaryota; Oomycota; Saprolegniomycetes; Saprolegniales; Verrucalvaceae.
AUGCCGUCCAAGCCUGGCACGGGGGACCCAUCGAUGGCUCAUGGUGUGCACCAGCGCUUGCAGCGGCUGGGGUCGACCAAAAUGAUGGACAAGGCCAUGGAGUCGACGUCGCGGUCCAAGGAACGGACCACCUCCAUGUCACGGAAUGGGUCGCUCCAUGUCGUCCCGAAAGGAACGAAACAUUCCGUCAGCGUUCGUAAGCCGAUGAAAGGCCACCCCGACGUCGAGCUGCUCAUGGCUGACGUGUUUGCCGAAAUGGACCGGCAGCGCCAACGCGGCCAGAUCAAGUUCCCCUCCAAAUUCGCCGACUUUUUCCAUCAUGAUAUGAUGGUCGAGUUCGUCAAAGCGUGCAUGCAGCUCGCUGACACGUUUGUGGCCGUCCAGCACUUGGAGCUCGCCAUCGCCCUUCAUUCUCCUCCGUCGCCACCGGCCACCGUCAACUCCCCGUUGGUGCCGCCGUCGAUCGCGACGAUGCCGGACAGCGAGCGAACACUGGCGUACCACAAAGCCGUGGCAAACCACAGCGACAGCGUCGCCAAUUUGGCCAAGUGGUAUUCUCGCGUCGUGCUCAACUGCAGCAACUUUGAGCGCCAUGAAGAAGACCGGACGUUCUUUGAAGCUGUCUACUACUUUGUCUGCGCCAUCGUCAAGACGACCCACCCUCCCGAUACAUGGCCGUUGAUCGAAGAAGAACUUGGCUAUGCAUUUCGAGGAGAAGUGUUUAAUGUCCACGGAAAGAGCAAUCUGCAACCCCCGAUGGCCCCCGAACCUGCCAAAGUCUCGGCGACGCGAUUUGGACAGCCCACGACAGCCCACCAUGCUCCAGACCCACUGGCGGGCGACCUCAAAUUUUCCCCACGCGCGGCAAUCGCGUACGGCAGCUAUGGCCAAAAUAUCUCGCUCGCUUCCAUUGUGGCCCGGGUCGACGCGACAACGUCCCGCGCCGAACACAAUGUCAAAGUGUCCCAAGCCAUGCGCGACCGCAUCCAUGGCCAGCGCAACGAAGACCACAAAGCACGCCGUCAACUUGGUAAAUCGUUCGCCUUCCCCCCAACGCGACCCAUCAUGUGUUUCCAGAGCGUGCGUACAACCAGCGGAGUGAACGCCGCGCCGCCGCACGGCUCGACCACCUUGUCGACAGCCCUUCAAAGCCCCUGCGACCUCUCCCUUCCUUCGUCCUUCAUCCCGACCAGAACCCUCCAUCCUCACCACCUUCCAGUUCCAUGCCGAGUCCCCGCGCGUCGAUGCGGCAUACUUUGGACGCGCGGUCGCCCAUCGUCGCCCACAUCUUUCCAUCAGCACAGGACCAAGUCCUCCUCACUCAAACGCUGCUCGACGCCCAGCAACGAGAUCGGAGGUCGAGUCCUUGCCCAAGCCCUCAACCGCCGCUCCCUCGCACGACCCGACCCCCCACGACUCGCCUCGCCAUGCCCCGCUUUCAAGAUAUUCAUGGCUUAACUGAAAAUUGAAGAAUAAAUCGUGGUCGAUUGCGAUGGCCAUUGCUA